Ceratotherium simum simum (southern white rhinoceros) is the source of this 914-nucleotide messenger RNA. It is a transcript of the gene HILPDA, whose product is annotated as hypoxia inducible lipid droplet associated. The record is from RefSeq and is a predicted model, not a curated record. Gene Ontology annotation, biological process: positive regulation of cell population proliferation; positive regulation of lipid storage; positive regulation of cytokine production. Lineage: Eukaryota; Metazoa; Chordata; Mammalia; Perissodactyla; Rhinocerotidae. Gene Ontology annotation, cellular component: lipid droplet.
GAUCCAGAAGCCUUCCAGAAGCAGAAGACAGCUCUACCACUCUACAAAGGAGUGGGACCCUUUCAGCCAUGAAGCGUGUAUUGAACCUUUAUCUCUUAGGUGUGGUGCUGACCCUGCUCUCUGUCUUCGUUAGACUGAUGGAGUCACUGGAGGGCUUACUGGAGAGCCCAUCGCCCGUGAACUCCUGGACCACCAGAAGUCGGCUAGCCAGCACACAGCCCAAGGGCCUUCCAGACCAUCCAUCCGGAGAGGUGUGAUAAGACCUCUCUCCGACGGCUAUAAUCUUGGAACACUGACUUAAACACGUCCAGCCAGGUGUCCCAGUUCCUGGGCAGGCAAGCUCAGCAUCAGUGUUAUCAGAGAACUAACUGUUACUAGGCCCUUGAAGGGCCUCCUCACCUGGAAAAAGAGCCUGUUUAAUACACAAGUGGGAGUGGGUUGCCUAUGGCUGUGGGAUGGAGUGAUCGCACUCCUCUGCCCCUAGUCUGCUGUAUGCUUUGCUGUCCUUGGCAGCCUGGCUCUGACAUCUCUUAAAAGGGGGGCUUCUGCUCAACUGCAGCUGUUGGAAGAUGGUGUUGUUUUCAACUCUACUUCCUAAACAUCUGGCAAGAGUUCCUUUGGACUUGAGUGUCUUAUGGUCAGUUUAUUUGGUGGUCAGCUUCUCUUCCGUGAGAGCUCCUCUGUGCGUGGAUAACAGUUGAAGAGAUGUGUGGGUUGGCUGUAGGGAGGGGGAAGACAUUCAAUGUCCAGUUCUCAUUGUUUUACAUUUUUAAGUCCUUCCUUCAACGUAGUGUGGAUGUGUGUAUAUUGGUCUGAAGGAGGCAGUGAGAUGACAGAGCCUGCUCAGGGCAUUAUGGCCACCAUGUGGCUUAAGUGAAUUUUUCUAAUGAAAUAAAAUUGCAUAUAUAUUUCCA